AUGAAAUCACGAAUUGCCUCCAACCCCAAAACCUCCCUCGAAGGCCGCCUUGCCUCCGUAAUCCUCAAUCUGCCCCUCUCGAGUCGGUGCUCGUGUGGCUCAUUCAAGCGUGAACUCGUGACGUCACGGUUGACCGAACCGGUCGUCCGGUCACUCAAUCUCCCACUUCUGGACGCCCGGUCUGCAGCUGAUUACUGUAGUUGUGUUGCCAAGGUGAUGUUCACAUUCGUCCAACUCGCCAACACCAUCGCAGCUUUGACGGCUCGGCUGAUGGCCAUUUGGGCUAGUUGGGUUGUUUGUGCAGGUUGA
Molecule: messenger RNA, 309 nt
Organism: Protopolystoma xenopodis
Lineage: Eukaryota; Metazoa; Platyhelminthes; Monogenea; Polystomatidea; Polystomatidae
Source: the annotation of a GenBank genome assembly